Molecule: messenger RNA, 3267 nt
Organism: Amphiprion ocellaris (clown anemonefish)
Lineage: Eukaryota; Metazoa; Chordata; Actinopteri; Pomacentridae
Gene: gja1b
Product: gap junction protein alpha 1b
Exons: 2
Coding region: 138-1304 (388 amino acids)
Biological process (GO): heart development; cell-cell signaling
Cellular component (GO): connexin complex
Molecular function (GO): transmembrane transporter activity
Source: RefSeq, a predicted model, not a curated record
GCGGGUCGGGCCGGUCUCCGGGUCAUUGUGCUCCGGUUCUCCCUCGGUUCUCCCUCGGUUCUCCUGCUGGAUAGAAGCCGGAGGAGGUCUUCUCAGACGGACUCUUUCCCUGCUGGAUCCAGCUAAUCUCCGUCACCAUGGGGGACUGGAGUGCUCUGGGUCGUCUGCUGGACAAGGUCCAGGCCUACUCGACGGCUGGAGGGAAGGUGUGGCUGUCGGUGCUCUUCAUCUUCAGGAUCCUGGUUCUGGGGACGGCGGUGGAGUCGGCCUGGGGCGACGAGCAGUCGGCAUUCAAAUGCAACACGCAGCAGCCCGGCUGUGAGAACGUCUGCUACGACAAGUCCUUCCCCAUCUCCCACGUUCGCUUCUGGGUGCUGCAGAUCAUCUUUGUGUCGACGCCCACGCUGCUCUACCUGGCUCACGUCUUCUACCUGAACCGGAAGGAGCAGAAGUUCAACCGAAAGGAGGAGGAGCUGAAGGCCGUGCAGAACGACGGCGGCGACGUGGACAUCCCGCUGAAGAAGAUCGAGCUGAAGAAGCUGAAGUACGGCAUCGAGGAGCACGGCAAGGUGAAGAUGAAAGGAGCGCUGCUCAGGACCUACAUCGUCAGCAUCUUCUUCAAGUCCAUGUUCGAGGUGGGCUUCCUGCUGAUCCAGUGGUACAUGUACGGCUUCAGCCUGUCUGCCGUCUACACCUGCGAACGCGCUCCGUGUCCCCACCGGGUGGACUGCUUCCUGUCCCGGCCCACCGAGAAGACCGUCUUCAUCAUCUUCAUGCUGGUGGUGUCUCUGGUGUCGCUGCUGCUCAAUGUCAUCGAGCUCUUCUACGUCUUCUUCAAGCGGAUCAAGGACCGGGUCAAAGGCAAGCAGCAGCUGACGCUGUACCCGAGCGGCGGCACGCUAAGCCCCGCCCCCAAAGAGCUGUCCACUACCAAGUACGCCUACUACAACGGCUGCUCCUCGCCCACCGCCCCGCUGUCGCCCAUGUCGCCGCCGGGCUACAAGCUGGCCACCGGGGAGCGGGGCACCGGCUCCUGCCGAAACUAUAACAAGCAGGCCAACGAGCAGAACUGGGCCAACUACUCCACGGAGCAGAACCGGCUCGGCCAGAAUGGCGGAGGAAGCACUAUUUCCAACUCCCACGCCCAAGCCUUCGACUUCCCCGACGACACCCACGAGCACAAGAAACUGUCCUCGUCGGCAGGACACGAGCUGCAGCCGCUGGCGUUGAUGGACGCCCGGCCCUGCAGCCGGGCCAGCAGCCGCAUGAGCAGCCGGGCCCGGCCGGACGACCUGGACGUCUAGAACCGGGCUCCGCCACCACCUCCGCCCAGCUGGGGCCUGGCCAAUCAGGACACACUUGAUGACAUCAGAGGCGGGACUAACCUCAGUCUGCAGUAGAGACUCUUAGUCGGUCAAAGACUCGGUAACACUGUCAAGGUACAACAUCUGCAACUCUAGAGGCCUUAACCCAGAACCAGAACCAACAGGGACGCUCCUUAGAACCACAUUGGUUCCCUGACUGACUGACUGGGUUGUAACUUGCUGAGAUUCCAUGUUUGGUUCUGUCCCGUUGGUUCUUCCAGCUGAGGUGUUCUGGCAGCUUUAGAACAGAGUCAGACCUUUACUGUCCCACAAACACUGAGCGGUUCUUCAUGAUCAGACUCCAGACCUGAACAUCUGAACUAAUCUCAACUAACCCAGACUAAAUGAAUCUGGUCCAGGUCUGGUAAAGACCCCCUUUAGAUCAACUCUGUGGUGUUAGAGAAUGAAGCUCAGAACAUCUCAGCAGGUCUCUGGUGGAGAAUAAACAAAUAAGAACCAGCUUUAUACUUUAACCCGUUUCCCCUGAAGCUGAACCUUUGAGAGUUUCCAUCAGAACUGUUCCUGUAGAACCAGUUUUCUUGCUGUUAGUUCCUCCAGGUUCAGUUCUUCUGAGCAGCCUUCAAACACGGACGUUAAACUCAGAGAGGACAGAUCUGAGUGGUUCUGGUCUCUGUGAGUUCUUCAUGAAGCUGCUGGAUAUCCGAUGGAACCAGAAACACUGAAAGGUUCUUCAGAUAAAGAUCAGUUCUGGUGAUCUUCAGGUUCCAGGGUUUAAACUGUGAGAUCUAAAUGAUUAAUUAUCAAAUAUUAAAUUCACCUCCAGCUGCUUUGAUUCAUCAGUUUGAGUAGAAACAUUUAAAUUUAGUGAAUAUUUCAGGUUCUUCGCUCUGACAGUAAACUGGAGAUCUCUGGACAGAACCAGACAUUUAAAGAACUCUGAUCCACAUUUUUAACUCUAGUCUGACAUCUUAGAACCAAACAGUCGAUGGAAUGACAGAUGGAUGGAGCUUCUGUUCUGAAGCUGGUCUGAACCUGAGGGAACACCUGAGAGCUGCUCUGAUGUUUUUAUGUAAUUAAGUCAGAUUUAUUUCCAUCCAUCCCUGAGGUGAUUUACAGAAAGGCUUUCUUACGUUUGCUGGUAUUUAUUGUCCGGCUUCGACCACUAAGAGGAGUAAUUGACUACUAUCCAGAUCGUAGAAACAUCUUCCACCAUCAGCCCCUCUAACUGUGUAUUUAUUGACAUCUCCUUUGUUUCUUGUGUCUCAGUCAGCAUGGGCUGUUAUUUCCUGAGAAACUUUGAAUUUUUGUUCUGUUGUGUUUCGUGUGUGUGGGUGUGUCAGGAGGCUGGUCUGGCUUCAGAAGGUUCUAGCAUUCCAUGAUUCUCCUCCAUCUCCUGAGAGGAACGCAGCAGAGUGGUUUUCAUAUUUGCGUGAGUGAUUUUUUCGUUCUGUAGGUUUUGUUUUGUCUUUCAGACUCGAUGUAACCAUUGCUGCUUGACAAUAGAGAUUAGUACUGUAAAUCAAGCUAACUGUCACAGUAAAAAUGUGAGUUUUAGAAGACUGCUUCUAGAUCUGGACUAAUAUUUAGUCAUUAUAUGAGAUGUAUGCCCAUGUAGCUCCACCACCACAACCCCUAGGAUAAAUCUGGACUCUUCUCUCUGUGCUGGAAUGGUUGAACUUGGUUUAGUCGGUACUUACAGAUGUCAUGGAUCUUCAGCUACAGUGGCGUUUGCACUGAGACGUUGGUGAUGGAUGGAGAUGUAAAAUGAUUCACCAGGAAGAGCUUCAAGAGUUUAGACAUGUUACUAAUUUAUUUUAUAACAGAAUCACUCCAGUGCAUAAUCUGAGAGCAGUGAACAGACGAUCCACUGUUGUACAGGAAACAACUCCUUCAUUGUAUCUGUGAAAAGCUAUUUUAACCAAUAAAUAUGUUUCUGUCUUCA